AUGGGUGGAGUAGCCAAAAGCGGCAGCCGGUGUCGGGUCACGUGUCACUUGAGUUUCGUCUCCGAACACCAUGAGAAACAGGACUACUGCAACAUGUUUGAUGUUUCAAAGUACAGUUUUUGGUCAAGCAAAGCAGAGCCAGAAACUGCACUGUAUGGAAUGACUUUGCAUGUUUCUUUUGCUCUGCUAACCAAAGAGGACAAAGCUGCUUCCCACAUCAUAGUUCUCACAGCCUCUUCACUCGACGGCGAUAUCAAGAACCCCUAUUUCACCGCAACUGUCGCUGUCUUUCUCUGCGAAAGAUAUCGUGCUCAAGUUUGGAGGAUAUGUUAA
Messenger RNA from Fusarium venenatum, 333 nucleotides. Lineage: Eukaryota; Fungi; Ascomycota; Sordariomycetes; Hypocreales; Nectriaceae. The record is from RefSeq and is a predicted model, not a curated record.